UCAAACUACACUUCCUGCUUUUGCUGGUAGAAGUGUGUAUGAAUCGUUGUGUGUGUGUAUGCAUCGUUGUGUAUGAAACUGUAAUAUAAUUGUAUUUCAAAAUGAAUACAGUGUUGUCGAGGGCAAAUUCCCUCUUCGCCUUCUCGCUCAGCGUGAUGGCAGCUUUGACGUUUGGCUGUUUUAUCACGACAGCGUUCAAAGACAGGAGGGUGCCGGUGGAUAUCCGCGUCUCGAGAGUAAUGCUGAAAAACGUGGAUGACUUCACAGGACCCAGGGAAAGAAGUGACCUGGGGUUCAUCACCUUUGACCUCUCUGCUGACAUAAAGCCCAUAUUUGACUGGAACGUCAAGCAGCUCUUCCUCUACUUGUCUGCCGAGUACGCCACCAAGAGCAACGCCCUGAACCAGGUGGUUCUGUGGGAUAAGAUCGUGCUAAGGGGAGAGAGCACCAAGCUCAACCUCCGAGACAUGAAGUCCAAGUACUUCUUCUUCGAUGACGGAAACGGUCUUCGGGCGAACAAAAACAUCACCCUGACUCUGUCCUGGAACGUGGUGCCCAACGCUGGGAUCCUGCCCCUGGUCAUGGGCUCUGGCCACAUGUCUGUCCCCUUCCCCGAAUCAUACGAGACCACCAAGAGCUACUAAACUGUUCCACCAUUUGUGUUUGUUGUGUCAUCUUUUAUGACUUUUAAUAAAAGUGUACAUUUGGGAACGGUUCAA
Messenger RNA from Salvelinus namaycush (lake trout), 719 nucleotides. RefSeq names its product signal peptidase complex subunit 3-like. Gene Ontology annotation, cellular component: membrane; signal peptidase complex. Bases 102 to 644 code for a protein of 180 amino acids. Lineage: Eukaryota; Metazoa; Chordata; Actinopteri; Salmoniformes; Salmonidae. Gene Ontology annotation, biological process: protein targeting to ER. The record is from RefSeq and is a predicted model, not a curated record. The transcript is spliced from 4 exons.